Molecule: messenger RNA, 1257 nt
Organism: Papilio machaon (common yellow swallowtail)
Lineage: Eukaryota; Metazoa; Arthropoda; Insecta; Lepidoptera; Papilionidae
Exons: 1
Coding region: 16-1257 (413 amino acids)
Molecular function (GO): catalytic activity
Source: RefSeq, a predicted model, not a curated record
AAUGCAGAUAUUUUAAUGCCAAGACACCUGCAUUUCGACCUACUACAGACGAACACCAACCACUGUGCCCGGGCACAGGACCUGCUCAUGCAGUGCCUGGCAGAGUGGAGAAUUGCUGUUGCGGUCGUGGCUGAACCCUACUUUGUCCCCCCCCAACCCAGUUGGUUCGGGGACACAGAGGGAUUAGUCGCCAUAGUGGUGCCGCCUUCGAGCCCACAACCCCUCUCCCUCAGGGAGCGAGGAGCGGGCUACGUGGCGGUGAACUGGGGAGAAGUAGUACUCAUAGGAGUCUACUUCUCCCCAAACAGGAACCUCCGGCAAUUCGAGAGGUUCCUAGAUGGCCUAGAGCCGGUUGUGCAGAGAGCAUCACCGGCCCAGGUCAUCGUGAUGGGGGACCUCAACGCUAAGUGCGCAGCGUGGGGGUCCUCCAUCACUGACCUGAAAGGGGCGCUUCUCCGGGACUGGGCCGCCAUGAUCGGCUUAGUUCCGGAGAACCAAGGCAACGCCAACACGUGCGUGCGCCGACAAGGGGGAUCAGUCGUGGACGUCACGUUCGCGACCCCCGGCAUCGGUGCACGCAUAUCGUGUUGGCGUGUCCUUGAGGAGGUGGAGACCCUGUCCGAUCAUCUGUACAUCCGGUUCAGGGUCUCCACCGCGCCCCAGGAGUCACAAGCCCGGACGGCGGCGACAGGACAGCGAGGCGCCCAGGGCUUCCCAAAGUGGCAACUCUCGCGCCUCGACCCUGACCUGGCGGAAGAAGCCGCCAUCGUCCGGGCAUGGGCGGAGGAACCCCCCCAAACGGUGGGGGUCGACGAGAGGGCGGUGAGAUUUCGCCGUGAUCUGACCGCCGUCUGCAACGCCGGAAUGCCCAGGGCGCGACGUGGUUUCGCGCCCCGGAAAGGUGUGUACUGGUGGUCGCAGGACCUAGCCGCCCUGCGCUCCGCCAGUAACGCCGCCCGACGGGCAUUCACCCGGUGCCGCAGACGGCGGAACAGAACAGAGGAAGAGCUGGAGCGCCUUUACACCGAGCUGAGCUCGGCAAAGAAGGCGUUCUCCAGUGCGAUCAAGGCCGCCAAGGACUCUGCCUAUGCGGAGUUCUUGGCGACCCUAGACGCAGACCCGUGGGGGCGCCCAUACCGCAUGGUGCGGGCGAAGCUGAAGGUGGCGCCCCCCACGGAAACGAUGGAGCCGGCGGUCCUUAGCGCGGUGGUCGAAGGGCUGUUCCCGGAUAGCCCCCUUUUGUACCACCGCGCAUGA